Messenger RNA from Manihot esculenta (cassava), 2313 nucleotides. Its product is annotated as piriformospora indica-insensitive protein 2. NCBI's taxonomy places the organism in Eukaryota, Viridiplantae, Streptophyta, Magnoliopsida, Malpighiales, Euphorbiaceae. The record is from RefSeq and is a predicted model, not a curated record. Bases 745 to 2193 code for a protein of 482 amino acids. Gene Ontology annotation, cellular component: plasma membrane. The transcript is spliced from 2 exons. Gene Ontology annotation, molecular function: protein binding.
GCAUAUCAUUUUCUUCUUGCAUGGCCAAUGGAUAAUGGUCCCCCUUCUUCUUCUUCCUCCUCUCAAGCCUAACCCUAAGGCCUAAAGUUUUCUAAUUCAUAUCUCCUCUUUAACCACCUCCCCAACCGUAAAUUCUGAACCUGCUGCUUCCUUUUUACCAUUCGAAGUAAAAUAUUUAAUGAAAAACUUAUAAUAGCUUAUCUUUUUUGUUAAUGGAAAUAAUUCACAAAUAUGUGAAAACAAUGUCUCUCGUGGGUUCAUAGCAAAAACCGUAUACCUUUCCUUCCUUUCGCUUUCUGAACAACACAACUCAAUCUCCUCCACACUUACUACUAGAUCUGUUCGUAUAUUUACUGUCAUUACUAUUAUUACUUCCUCAGUUUUGAGAUGUGUGCUUAAGUCUUGUGUUCUCUGCCUCUAUAUUUCUUUCCAUAAUCACAAGGAAGCCAGUGCAAGUUCUUGAGUUUUGCUUUCUUACUAUGCUUCUCUUUUCUCUCCACUGCUGCUACUUUUACUAAUACUUCUCUAUCAGUGGUUUUCAACAGGGUCCCUUUUAAGAUUUUUGCACCAAUUUGGUGGUUUAAGUCCUCAAUUUCGUUUCUUUCCUUUUUGUGCAGAGGUCUUCUGCUAUUUUGCAUUGACCAGAAUGAUGUUCACUUCACUCUGAUUUCCUCUGUUAUUGUUCUGUUUUCUUCUAUCUAAUUUUGAAGAACUUUGUUUUUCAUUUUUUUUUCUUUCUUACCCAUGAAGAGCUUUAUCACCACUAAUCAAGUCAUCUUGAUGUUACUUUGUUUGCUCGUUUGGUGCUCUGGUGAAGCAGAAAAUGAUGCUGCUCCAAUGGAGAAAGGGGAGCAAGCAGUGCUGUACUCUGCUAUACAAGGUUUUGUUGGAAACUGGUGGAAUGGUUCAGAUCUCUAUCCGGAUCCCUGUGGAUGGACUCCUAUUCAGGGAGUCUCUUGUGAUAUCUUUGAUGGGCUUUGGUAUGUUACUGACUUGAGCAUUGGUCCUAUUCAUGACAAUUCUCUUGAUUGUGCUCCAAAUGCUGAGUUUAGGCCACAACUCUUUAAGCUUAAGCACCUGAGAUCUCUAUCGUUCUUCAGCUGCUUUAUGUCACCCUUCAAAUAUCCCAUCACCAUUCCUAGCAAAAAGUGGGAAAAACUUGCAGGCAACUUGGAAAAACUAGAGUUUAGAUCGAACCCUGGUCUUGUUGGACAAGUUCCUAGCAGUUUUGGUGGCCUAACUAAGCUGCAGUCUCUAGUGCUACUAGAAAAUGGUUUAUCUGGCGAAUUGCCAAGAAAUUUAGUUGAAUUAUCCAACUUGAAGAGGCUAGUUCUUGCUGGUAACCGUUUUAAUGGUAGGAUUCCAGAUAGUUUCGGUGGGUUAAGUCAGCUGUUAAUCUUGGAUUUAAGCAGGAAUUCGCUAUCUGGGUCUUUGCCUUCUAGUUUUGGAAGCCUGUCUUCACUUUUGAAGCUUGAUCUGAGCAACAAUCUGCUGGAGGGGAAACUGCCAGUAGAGUUUGGUUAUCUGAAGAAUUUGACACUGUUGGACCUAAGAAACAACAAAUUCUCCGGUGGGUUAAUCAAUUCACUUCAGGAAAUGGGUUCCUUGGAAGAGAUGGCCAUGUCAAACAACCCUAUUGGUGGAGACCUCCAAGCCAUAGAGUGGCAUAACUUAGAGAAUUUAGCUAUUUUGGACCUCUCUAACAUAGGCUUGACAGGUACAAUUCCCGUCUCCCUUGCUAAGUUGAGAAAUUUGAGAUUUUUGGGUCUUUGUGACAACAAUCUCACUGGGAAUCUCUCACCAAAGCUAGAAACUUUGCCUAGUGUUAGUGCGCUGUACCUAAAUGGAAACAAUCUGACAGGAGAGCUCCAAUUCUCUGAAAGAUUUUACAGGAAAAUGGGUAGGCGUUUUGGGGCUUGGAAUAAUCCAAAUCUGUGUUUCCCAGUUGGGCUAAUCUCAACAAGCCAUGUCCCAUAUGGAGUAAAACCAUGCCAACAAAAGGUCACAUUACUUGAACCUCAUUCAGAUUCCAAGUUGUACAAUGGCAAAUUGAAUCAGAGUUCCCAUUUAAUGGUCUCUUUGGGAUUCUCAAGCUACACUAUUGAUGGGUUUUGGUGGGUUACGCUUCAGAUAAUUGUGACGUUUCUACUUUUGGGUAGCUUCCAAUCGUACCUUUUUGGGAACAUAGCUUAGAGGGCAACUCAUGUAACAUGAAGCUAAUUGCUUGUCUUGGAUACAAAUCUCUCAUAUGCAAUCACGUGCUUGGUAAAUUUUCUUACAAUUGAAUUAACAUUUCCUCUUGUUCGAAUAUAA